Molecule: messenger RNA, 2384 nt
Organism: Dimorphilus gyrociliatus
Lineage: Eukaryota; Metazoa; Annelida; Polychaeta; Dinophilidae
Source: the annotation of a GenBank genome assembly
GUCGUCUGCUAAAUUCCAAAAUAUUCGUUUGUUUAGAGAAAAUAUUCGAAGAAUUGUGUGAAAUAUGAUUACUUGACAUCGUAGCUACAAACGUAAAAAUGGUGAAAGAUACGAUCAAGAUUUUUUGCAGAGUAAAGCCGACAAAAGGAAAGCUUGCAAUAUAUGAUGUCGAGGAAAAAGAAGAUGCCGAUAUAAUAUCGUUCAAUUUGCCGAAAGAAUCAGUAGAAUGGAUGGUUAAUAAUAAAAAAGAAAACUAUAAAUUUCAAUUUCAAUCAGCUUUCGAUCAAAAAACAAGACAGGAUGAUAUCUUUGAGCAUGUGGCUCAACCGGUCAUUGAUAAUGUUCUCCAAGGAUAUAACGGGACAAUAUUUGCCUACGGCCAGACUGGUAGUGGAAAAACAUACACAAUGACUGGAGGAGCAGAACGAUAUGCAGACCGUGGAAUUAUACCAAGAACAUUAUCCUAUAUUUUUGAUUACUACUCAAAAAAUCCUGAUAGUGUAUAUGCAACCAGUGUUUCUUAUUUGGAAAUUUACAAUGAAAACGGCUACGAUCUAUUGGAUCCAAAGCAUGAAGCAACAAAAUUAGAAGAUUUACCUAAAGUCAGUUUACAUGAAGAUUCCGAACAAAACAUCCACUUGAAAAAUCUUGCUCUUUAUCCAGCAGCAUCGGAAGAAGAUGCUUUAAAUUUACUUUUUGUCGGUGAUACAAAUCGUAUGAUUGCUGAAACGCCAAUGAAUCAAGCUUCAACGAGAUCACAUUGUAUAUUUACUAUACAUUUGACCGUAAGAGAAGCAGGAAGUGCCACAGUUCGAAGAGCAAAAUUACACUUAGUUGACUUGGCUGGUUCGGAAAGAGUUUCCAAAACUGGUGUAAAUGGACAAUUACUUACAGAGGCCAAAUACAUUAAUUUAUCCCUUCAUUAUUUGGAACAAGUAAUUGUUGCCUUAUCUGAAGCUGGUAGAACACACAUUCCAUAUAGAAAUUCCAUGAUGACAUCGGUGUUGAGGGAUAGUUUAGGAGGAAACUGCAUGACUACAAUGAUUGCCACAAUAUCCAUUGAAAAAAAGAACAUUGAUGAAUCUAUAUCCACCUGCAGAUUUGCUCAAAGAGUAGCUAUGAUUAAGAAUGAUGCUAUAUUAAACGAAGAAUUAGAUCCUAAGUUAAUGAUACAGAAAUUAAAAAGAGAAAUCCAACAAUUAAAAGACCAAAUUUCAAUGACCAACGGCGACCAGUCAACUCUUGAUUUGUCUAACGAAGAAAUAAGUGAAUGCGAAAAAUUAGUUUGUGAAUUUCUUCAGGAUAAUAAUCCUGAAAGUAUGAUAGACGUUGGUGCAGAUUUAAGAAAAGUUCACGAAUGUUUUAGAAUAAUUAAGAGAAAGUUCAAUGAAAAAGCGUCUGUGCGAUCAAUAACCCCAGCUUCAAGUGAUGUAAGUACUAUUAGAGAAAAGGAAGAUAAUUUUAAUUCAAACGAAUUUGGUCGAAUUAAAGAUCUUUUGCAACAAAGAGAUAAUGAAAUUAAUAUUCUUGUCAAUAUGCUAAAGAAAGAGAAAAAAAGAGUUAAAAAUGCUACAUCUGAAUUAAAAAAAGCCGGAAUUCAACCUCCUCCAACACCGAAACAAGAUUCAACUUUUGAUUCACAAAAUGGUUUCUAUUCGGAUUCAACUCCUCCCUCCACAACCCAGUCAGAUAAUUUUAGCCAAAAAGCUGUCGGUCCAAUUAAGAUGAAAAAGCAGGAUGAAACAAGACAAAAGAAAAUUCUUAAUGAAAUGUCGAUUGGACGACAAGAGGCUUUUGAUACAUUUCGAAGAGAGUAUAAGUUAAAUCAUGUUUUGGAGCAGCACAAAGCUGAGCUAAAGUCUUUAUAUAGCCAAGCAAAAGAACUCGGAAAUGAAGUAAAUACCUCACGUCAACAAAUAAAUGCUCUUAAGUCUAAAUUGGAACGUGAGAGAGUUCGCGUUGCUAUGACUGAUGAUCAAGACAGUCUAGAAGAAGAGAUUAAAUGUAAUCUAGAUUCCGCCAAAACUUCCUAUAAAGAACGUUUUAAUUUACUAAAACAUCUGAAAGCCGAAAUAGAGCAUACACAACAUUUACUCGAUAGUUCAAAAAUGAAAUUAUUAAAAGAUUUCGAAAUCUGGUGGGCUGAGCAGGCAGCGCUCAACCAAAGAAAGCAAGAAGAUAGCGAUUUAAUACAGAGGAAUAGCAGGAAAGUAGACAGCUCUUAUGACAAUCUUGGCAAAACAGGUUGGUCAACCCCUCAUAAAGUUGAGAAAUCUACCGUUCCUGCUGAUAUUCCGUUAACUGGUGAUCCUCAAGCCGACGCUGAUAUUAUAGCUUUUAUGGAAGCAAGACGAAAAGCUCUAUCUAGGCAAGGUAAGAGAUAA